Molecule: messenger RNA, 1413 nt
Organism: Aspergillus tanneri
Lineage: Eukaryota; Fungi; Ascomycota; Eurotiomycetes; Eurotiales; Aspergillaceae
Product: OTU domain-containing protein
Exons: 3
Coding region: 1-1413 (470 amino acids)
Biological process (GO): protein deubiquitination
Molecular function (GO): cysteine-type deubiquitinase activity
Source: RefSeq, a predicted model, not a curated record
AUGGCGGAUCUUCCCAACGGUGGCAGAAUCGUGCCCAUAGUUUCGCCCGCCCGUCAGCGUUACGCCCUUACUCCCCCCGAUGAUGAGGUGGAGGUCAAGGAUUCCCAGCAAUUGCCACAGCUUUCUGAAUCCAGGCCUUCAAAGCAUACACGCAGCAAAACGGUGGAGACAGAAUGCUUGGAGCUCCCGUGUCUCACGGAGUUAGGGCUAUAUGCUCUUCCCACCGAGGGUGAUGGGAACUGUCUGUACUACGCCCUCUCCGACCAGCUCUACGGCGACUUCUUCCAUGCCGAGCCAAUACGCAUUCGUCUUGCAGACCACAUAGCCGCUAAUCGGGAUUACUUCAUAAGCUUCAUGGCAGCAGUGGGUGGGGAGCGUAGAGCUCCCAGGCGUGCUGCCGCAUUGGCGGCCAGACAUGCUUAUUAUUCCUCAUCCUCUGCUAGCCCCGCGCCUCCUUCGGUCAAAGACAAAGAACGCAGCUUCGAUUUCAAGGUUGCAGAGUCCCGGAAAAAUGGGGUCUGGGGAGGUGCAGAAGAGAUCCAAGCGUUUUGUCAAUCGUUCAAAAAAGAUGUGAAUGUCUACACCAUGUAUGGGAUUCAGAAUUUCCGUGACGUCCAUGCUCCGGAUGAAGAGGAAAGAGAUACCGUACACAUUGCUUUUCAUGACUUCCAUCAUUAUUCCUCCGUGCGGCAUAUCCAUGGUCCUCACCAGGGCUUACCGCAUAUCCCCAAAUUCGACAAAACACUCAAAAAAGAGGCGUCUUCGGCACCAAGCACGGUUGUAGACCUGGCCAGUCCAUGGAAGAUAUCGGCGAUUCAAGAGGGACUAGGGGGCAAGUAUGACCGAGACGCGAUCGUCGAAAUGCUUCAACAAUGUCGCGGCAAUAUUGACCGAGCAUUCAUCAAUUUGCUUGGCGAAGGCGCCAGCCCACAUCCAGAAGUAACCGCUUCCAAAGCGAUCAUGAAGUCUCGUUUCCAGUCAUCUUCUCGAUCAUCGUCGCCCUUCAGCACAGGGAGUAAACGCUCCGCGGAUGACUCGGAUUCAGAGGAAAAUCCUCGACCCGCCGUUCGGCGCACCAGGGCCCGUGAGCAAAAAAGACGCAUCCUUCCUGAUGUUACCGUGGGGAUAGCAUUCCGGGACGAUCAAAACGACCUGGUGUCUCUCCGUCUGCGGGUUGGCCCGGGCGAUGUCUCCGAGAAGACGAUGGCUAAACAGAAUAUAGAGAUAGACGGGAGUUCGGCUGAAUCCGCCACAGAAAAUUCUAGGCCUGCUUCUAAAGACGCAAAGACCAAGAUUAGGCCGAAGGCCGCCACGCCCAGUGAGACGAGUCAGUCAGGGUGUUCGAGCGAUGAACGAAAGCUACGACGAAGCCAACGUAUCUCACGGGGUCGCAACCCGCCUCAAGCAACUUAA